AUCUACGAUAGGCCCUGAAUGGGAAGCUCGGGAUAGUUUUUGGAGUUGUUGAAAUCGAUCAUACAGGAAUGACUUUGUUCACCUUUAUUUUAGUAUCAGUUUUGCAACUAUAAAACAGACGAAUAAUCAUUUUAUCUAUUUACAAAAGCUCAAUAUUUUAAAUAUAAUACGGACUGUUUUAUCUAGUUUGACUUGCGGGUUUUUAAGUCACCAGUUUGCAGUUGCCCGAAUGAAUUCCAAACGGACGAAUCGUUCUUACAUUGCCCAACAAACACAGCGGUUCCCGUCGGGGCUGCUGGAGUCGGACACUGGAAGGUGAGCUUCCAGUCAGCCAACCAGCCAGGCUCAACUCUUCAUUGCCAUGGAUGCCUGUGCCCGUAUCAGAGGAGUACCUGUAAGGUCCAGGGCGUCAGUCCGGAAGGAGACUGUGCGUGACGGUGGGGCACAGUCUGCCAAAAGCCUCUUUAGGAAUAAAAAGGAACUAUGCAGUGUUUGCCUGGAGCUGCCAACCAGAGACAGCACAAGACUGACGGAGGUUCAUUUUGUGUGCCUGCCAGGACAGUGUGAAGGAGAUGAUAUCACUCAGCAGGCUCUGUCCUCUCUGCCCGGGGGGCUGUGCGAGCUUCUCCGGUCUCUCCAUGUUCACAGCCUGAAGAAUGAUGAAGUUCUGAUGCUCAAAGACUCCCGUAGGCUGGCAGAGCACAGGGACACUGGACCUCAGUGUUUGCUAAGGGCUGUGUGUGUGUUCAGGCAUAAUCCCAGCACGAGUGUUUAUCAUCAGGGCACUGUAGCGUCUCUGGUGGGCUUGUUGGGAUGCUACACGGCUGGGGUUCGCUACGUCCUGGAGCUUCAGGCUCUUCAGAGGGGCAUUGAGACCAACCAACCAGAGGAAGAUGACACCAACCAGUCGGUGUCAUCAAUCGAGGAUGACUUUGUCACAGCCCUGGAGCAUCUGGAGGAGGAAGAAACUUCGGACAAUCCCUCUGCAGCUCCCUAUUGCCCCUUUAAAAAGCGUGACGUGGCAUCACAGACUGUCCCAGCCCACAAGAGAAAAAAGGAGUUGUCAGGCUCCCGUGUUAUCACACGUUCAUCUUCCAAGAAAUGUUCAGCCAAACAGAAGUCAGGCCCAGAUGUGUCUGUCACAGUUCAGAGGUCAUCAUCAGAGGUGGAAUCCCAGUGGACAUACUGCAGUCCUGGAGCACGUCUGCCCUCCCCAUCGACUCGCGUCAGCGAAUCCGAAGAAUCGGACUGUUCCAGUCCCAGCCCAAUCAUUUUCCUGGAUGAAGUGGGCUAUCAGAAGAGCCUGCUGGCCAAGCUAGACAUCCCCCAGGUGCCAGGGGGGCCCAAAGAGCGAGUUGAAGACUCAGACUCUGAAGUGAGUGAAUUCUUUGAUAGUUUUGACCAGUUUGACGACCUGGAGGAGCUGAGCUCAGAGAGCUGCACUCUUACUCUUCCUGUGGACCCCACCAAUACUACGUCUGCUGAGGCAAAUUCAAGUGGAUCAUCCCCUAAAUAUGUUUCCAGGGGCUGCUCAACCAAGGGUAUGAAUCCACACCGCUUUGACCAGCCCACUCUCCCAGCUAAUGUGAAGAAACCUACUCCUCUGAAACCAGGCUCUCCCUUCUCGAUACACUCUGAGGUGCCAGACUCCCCUCGGCCAGUGCAGACACCUUCUGAGGAGAACGGCGGACCUCUCUUCAGUCCUGUCAGCUCCUCUGCCUUUAGUCCUCUUGGGGACCCUAGUGGACCACUGGAAUACUUCUGGAAGACAGAAGAGGAUGGGCAGGACAGCUCGGAGCUACGUAAACCUCAGAACCUCUGCUCCCUGUAUAAGACCUACUCAGACUUUGCAAGCAGUCUGUCCAAAGAAAUUCUGGGAUCUGUAUGUGGUUACCAGUCUGCCGUUGACAUCAGUGACAAUAAGAACCUUAGCUGUGUUUGCCACAAGGAGUUUAAAAACUCUUCGGGCUAUCUGAUGAAGCUUUCAGACAUCCAGGAGACAGUAACUGUGGCCAAGCUGCAGAGGAAGUCCCAGUCUCUAAAGGAUGGCAUUCAGAGGUUUGCCUCUGACCUGGUGGAGAUGAGUCUGGGCAGCGCCCUGCGAGACCUCCAAAAAGGCGUCUCCUCCUGCACCACCACCUUAUGUCACCUGGCUGCCAGAAUUACCUCCUCAGUUUUUCAGAUGGCCUUCCAUGAGAUCGGCAUGCGACGUGCCUAUGUGCUGAAAGAACGAGCCAUCAACGGAUUGGCCGGCUUCCUGGUCGGUGAGGCCAUUUCUGGGGCACUGAAGGAGUUCCUGACAGUGAAAAAGCAGAUAUUCCACAGCACAGUGACACGGUUUGCUGCCGAUCUGGCUGAGGAGCUGGUAUUUGAAGGCAUCAUGGAAGUAUGCCAGUUCUCUCAUCCCUCGACCCCUCUCACACCUAGCGAUUGGUCCUUUGGCCACAGGCUAGAAGAGGAGGAAGAAGAGGAGGUGGUCACUUCUUAUGCUUCAGACUUAUCUGAAUCAGUUAUCCAGGAAGCUUUCAUUCAACUGUCUCAAGCUGAUGUCACCUUCAGUAGUCAAGCAGCUAUCAGUGUGUCCCUGGACAACAUCUGCUAUGUCAGCGCAGACAAUACUAGCACUAGCACCUGCAGCACCUUCGCUAACCAACAGGUUUUAAGUGCAGCAACCCCGGGCCCAUUACGAGAGGAUGCUACGUGUACGGUGAAGAAUGCUUUGUUCACUGUAUCAGGAAUGGCCAGCUGUAUUCCUGUGCCCCAAGCAGGCCAAGCCCUCUCCCACUUUCAGGAUCCAGAGGACGCAUGUCAGCAGAACUCCAGGUUGUCAGAUAGCCCUAAAAGAGUAUCAUGCUCUGAUACUGCCACCUCUUCACACUCUCACUCCGGCAGUCAUGGCACUAAUGCCGUCAUAACUGGAGGGGAACCAUCCCAACAAAAGUCUCCAUUUCAAAACUUUUCUGGCAACAUGGUGGAUAUGAUUGUAACUGAGGCUUGUGAGCUUAUAACUGCUUCAAAGAUGAAGAAGAGUUUUGGUGACUGUGCUGAUUUCCUUACAAAGACAAUCGGAAGCCGAAGGGAUUCCACUUCAAAGCAGGACACUCUAGAUUCUCCUUUAAAGCUGGGAGCUGGCAGGGAGGAUUUCAGAUACGAGGGGUGCGUUGGGCAGGGCGUCCCUUUUGAGCAGGCAGCUCCGGUUUCAUUCCAGAUGGGAUCUUUAAAGCAGGGGAGAGUCCACUAUGAGAUGGAUCCCAUGGGUAGAGGUGUGGUUGAACCCCAUCCUGUAAUGAUGGAUACUCUUGAUGUGCCAGGAACAGCUGUGGGUGGACGAAACAGGACAUCUGUUCCGUUGGAUGACCAGAAAUCUGGUGGGACUCCUGGUACUCCUCCCUCCACCCCUCAGCAGCCCACUGAGGUCUCCAAAGAGAAACAAAUAAAACAGUUCUCUAAGAAGUUAAAGAGCAAACUGGCCAAGGAGUUUUCCCCUGCAACGCCACCUCCAACACCUCACUACCAGCCUGAGCCCGGCCCUGGGCCAAAAGACAACAUUCCCGAGGUGGAAAAGGCAGAGUUUGUGCUCAAACUGAUGAGGUCUCUCUCCGAGGAGGCGGAAGGCACUGAGGAUGUAGAGGAGGAAGAGCCAGCGGAAGAAGUCAAUAACACCCCCAACAGAUGUUUAGAGGCCGAGGGUGGCUGUCAUGAUCUGAACCAGACUUCCUCUCGCAGGAUGUCCAACAAGGAAGCACUUCAUUACGCUGAGAGGUUGGCGUGUCACAUAGUCUCCAUGGCAACAGAGAUGGAUACCUUGGGAGUAGCAGUGGAAAAGGGGGAGAUGAGCAAGGGCAGUGAGAGGAGAAGAGACAGUGUGGCUCAGUUCUCGGAGCAGACUCUGAACACGUUGUGGGUGUAUGCUGGUGAGGUGGCGGGAGAGGUCAUAAAUGACGUGAAGAAGAUGGUGAGCUCUGGACAGCAGUGUCCGUACCACAGAGCUCUCAGGAGGAGGAGGAGCUUCAAUGGAUCUGGCUCUGAAUGUCUGCAUCACCACAAUCGACACCAGUCUCAUCCCAGUACUGAGCAGAACAGAGACUGGAGGUUAGGGAGGCUGGCUGAUCUGUGGUCUGACGACCUGAUAGCCUCGGUUUCCAGGUCUUCCACCUCCAAUUCAAGCUCCAGCUCCGGUCUGUCCUCUGAGUAUCCAAGCUGUGAGAGCGUGACGGAUGAAUAUGCCGGCUACCUCAUUAGGGUGCUGAGAAAGGAAGGUGGCAGCAGGGAGUUGGUCCUAGACCAGUAUGCAAGCCGUUUAGCUUACCGCUCCAUAAAACUAGGCUUGGCUCACGCCAGUCGUAAGAUAAAACAAAGAUCUUCUAGUGCCUGCCUUCACUCCUCCAAGUCUCUGCCAGAUGAAUGGAAAGCGUCAGGUGGGACCUCAUCGCUCAAACACAGAGCAGAGUCAGCGGGGGUUCAGCCAGGUGAGGAUGCUCAUUGUUGCUGCAGAGACUCUGAAGCACAGAGCAAGAGAGAGUACAUGGAUUUGGUCAACUUUGCAGAGUCAUUAGCUUACAACAUCACCUGUGAUGUCACACAAAAGCUCCGUCUCUCAUCUGUACGGCUUCCCAAAUCACUCACUGACUCCUGUCUUUAUAAGAAAUCCAAACUUGAAGACAUGGCAGAUAAUCUCAUCAGGAAUUCCUUCUCCUGCCCUUUGUUGUCCAAGGAAGGUAAGAGCAGACACUACCACAGCACAGGAAGCCUGUAUGAUGGAGGCUACAGCAGCAGGGUCAUGCAGGUCAUCGAGCAUUAUGCCAGGAAGAUUGUGGACGACACGCUGAAGAUGAGCCUGGCUUCGGUUGGAAAUUCAUCCUGGGAGCACCUGCGGACACAAGGCCAAGACAGACACUCGCAUACCCAGAGGCUGUCUGAUGGGCCAGCAGGGGUCCAAGUUUUAGGAGAGAGGACCUGCCGUUACUGCCAGGUCCAGGAGUGUCCAUACUGCACCAAACGUAGCCAGCAUCAUUACCAGCCUGUAUUACAGAGGAGGAAAAGGGGGAUGGAGGGUCAGGCUGGAGUCGAGCAACUCCCUGGUGUGGAGAUUCCCAAGAUCCACAUCGACCUGGACCACAGGGCAGUUUUUGCAGAUGAGAUGGUUUCCAUGGCAAUGGAGACGGCUAAACGCGAGCUUAGUAACACCAGCCUAAACGCUGACAGUGGCAUCGGCCAUGAUGGCACCAGCUAUGCUGAGAGCCUGACUGCAGAGAUCAUGACGUCAGCUCUGUCCAACAUCUGUCAGACUGCCAGUAUCAGUGCACCAGGUAGGGUAGCCACAGAGUCCACUGUAUCCCAGCAGCUGAGUGUUGGAGAUGACAGUCUGGGCAGCUGGUCUAAUCUGAGCUUUGAAGAUGAUCACCCAGAUGACAGCAGCAGCUUCCUCCAUCUCAGUGACAGCAGCAAUGGGAACAGCAGUAGCUGGAGCAGUCUGGGCCUGGAGGGGGAGGUGUGUGAGGAGCGCAUGUCGUUCUCCCCCUCUGACAGUGACAAUACAGAGGACAAGGAAGCCGAAGUGAAGGAGGAGUCCAGUGGGACACUCUGCAUGGACAGGACUCAGGUGCAGGCUCCCAGGACCCUUCUGCUCAUUGUGAAUUUGGUCGUCAGAGAGUUUGGUCGCGGCCCUCAACACGUGACCCUCGACCCCCAGCUCAGCAGCAUGUUGCAGUGGGUGGCAGCCUCCAUGGCCGACAUCCCUCAGAUCCAGCUGAGUCCUGACAGAGAGCUGCAGCAGCUGCCAGCGGUGGUGCAGAGGCUCCGAGACAAGAGGUGGAGGGUGGGAGAUCUGCUUCAUACGCUGCUGCGCUACUGUGAAGAGAACCAGACCCACAGUCACCCCCAGGCCAGGGAGGAGGCGUUGCAGGCGGGCAGAGAACCUCACCGCAUCCCCCUCUUCCAGUGGCUGCUGGAUCACGCUUAGGGCUUCUUUCUUCUUCUUCCCUCCUCAGUUUCAGGCCGACCUUUGCAAACUCCACAGCCUCCAGAGGGCGUCACACAGAUCAGCUUCUCCAUCGUACUGCCAUGGAUGUGGGCGUUCUGCAUUGCAUGCUGUGGCCAAGAAAUGCUUCUGUUGUGUUUUAAAACUUUUUUACUACCUUUUGUUUUGUUGUAGCAGAUUUAUGAAUUAUCUGGCUGCUUAUAUCACAUAAAAAUUUAGCUCGGCAUUUCCUGCACCCACCUCCAGCUGUUAGGAGACAGAGAGAGACCCAACCCAUGUGUUUCCAGACAGACAAAUGAAGUGAGAGGAAGAGAAUGUGUUUUUUUUUUUUUUAAAUCAGGGAAUCCCCACAGCUGCUGGCUGGAUGAUGUCAUCACAUCCACAGCUCACCUCUGUGGUGGUGUUUCCACAUGUUAAGAGACCAUGUUUGCACAUACACAUCACACCACACCCUCGUACUAUCACAACUAAUUUAAGAAAACACAGUUCUCUUGCUUGUGUCAAACCAGCAAUGAUAAGUUUACUUCAGUAAAAAUUUUCAUAUUGUAUGGAUUUGCUGCCGUACAUAUAGAAAGAGAAGAUGCUGUUCCAGAUAGAAAAACUCAUGUCUGCACUACGCUGUCAUUAAUGAGCCAUAAUUCUGGCUGCAGAAUGAUAAAAAAAGCACCUGAUGAAGUUGCCUCUUGAAAGUUUUACUGUUUUAUCUGCUUCCUUAGCAACAAUCUCCUUGGUUGUCAAACUUAGUAAGAUAUUUAGAGUGGAGGAUGUUUACCGCGGUGGGGAUAUAUGGAGAAGAAGAAGUAUAUUUUUUUUAAGGUAGAUUUAAUCAAACGUGAAAUGCUGCUUGUUGUCGUAUUGGUUUAAAGUUGCCAAAUGUAACUCCGGUGUGAUUUUCUGCUCUGUUUGGAGGAGGUAACAUACAUUUCGGGGAAGAUUCGGUGACGCAGACAGCGGACGAUAAUUAAAGACACCGGUGUUGUCAGCACCUUCAGAAAGAAAACCACAAACUCGCAGCAUCUGCAUAGCUUAAGCCAGGACUCACACACUCUUGUCACCCACGCUCCCCAGUCACCUUGUGGAAUCAGGGAGUCUGAACACCACAACUAACAUGCUGAUUACUCACCAACACGCACAGCACUACCAGCAUCACGCUGAGAUGCACUUUUUGUCUGAUAGGGGCCAAAGGGAAGGCCGGAGCGUUUCUGAACUUGGCCUCCUCUGUGAUUUAACUACAAUCCCUCCCCAAAGAACGCAAAUAUGGAUACGUUUGUGUUUAUUUAUGGUCGUGGUUUUUCUUUCUCAGCGGGGGACCGAAAGAUGAUGAGAUGCUGCGAGGUCUCGAGUUAAAACACUGUAAUAUGCCACGGCCUCAUGUAUCAUUGGUGACUUCAUGGUUGUUGGUGUUCGCCUGCAUGGCUCAGUCAGACUUGUUUAUGCGCCGGCUUGCGUUAACGGAGCUGCAGUGAAGAGUCUGAGUGCACACUGCUUCGGUAUGAUUCAGGCCUCUGCAGAUGCCUUGUUUGUUCCUGCUUAAUUACUAGGCUGCCAAAUGGUUAUUUAAUCUUAAAGGUGUUUGUUCAGUAUGAUUUGUUUACACAGACAUUUACAUAUAUAUAUAUAUAAAGAUAUAUUUAAAAAAAUCCUAAGUAAUUCCCAUGUUAUAAUCAGAAAUAGUGUCAGAGAUGAAGAAACAGUGAAGUAUUAAGCUAAAAAGUGUGAGUAUAUUGGUUUAUAUUACAGGAAUGUAUUUAGAGUCAUGGGCACACAAGGUCGCAUCACAAUGUACAAAUUGAAGUUUUCUCCUGGUGUUUUUAGUCAUUCGAGUAAGACUUUCCCAGGCUUUAUCCAGCACCCGCUCCUUCUCGUGUUUCAUUUCUUUCUCUACAUUCCUCUGCAUCCCAGAUGACCUCUAGCACUAUAUUGUUGUUUUGUGAAAGCUGAAUGUGUUACAAAGCUGCCCGGACUCCAUUCAGAGGCAGAUCCACUGUAAAUCUGUUUUGCUAUUGUUGUUCCUUGUGUUGCUUUCUGCUUCUUUCCAACCGCAGGAAGGAAAAUUAAAAAAAGAAAAGUACCUCACCUCCUUUCACGUGUAUCUUCCUGCUUCCAUGUAAAGUCCUGCCAAAUGAAGAUAUUUAUUAAAUUAUGUUAAAUUAUAUAACAGUGGCUUAUUCUCCUUUAGUGGCAUUGCUGAGUAGUUUCCACAUUCUAAGCUUGAGCUCUAACUUUGUUUAUGUUAAAGCUUGAUGUGACAAUAAAGCUUUUUAUGUGC
Melanotaenia boesemani (Boeseman's rainbowfish) is the source of this 8249-nucleotide messenger RNA. RefSeq names its product A kinase (PRKA) anchor protein 11 (gene akap11). Gene Ontology annotation, cellular component: cytoplasm. Bases 362 to 5962 code for a protein of 1866 amino acids. The transcript is spliced from 12 exons. Lineage: Eukaryota; Metazoa; Chordata; Actinopteri; Atheriniformes; Melanotaeniidae. Gene Ontology annotation, molecular function: protein kinase A binding. Gene Ontology annotation, biological process: intracellular protein localization. The record is from RefSeq and is a predicted model, not a curated record.